Messenger RNA from Laetiporus sulphureus 93-53, 1572 nucleotides. RefSeq lists its product as uncharacterized. NCBI's taxonomy places the organism in Eukaryota, Fungi, Basidiomycota, Agaricomycetes, Polyporales, Laetiporaceae. The transcript has 4 exons. Bases 1 to 1572 code for a protein of 523 amino acids. The record is from RefSeq and is a predicted model, not a curated record.
AUGUCUCAAUACAAUUUUGGAGGCGUGACAUUCCCAGGAGGACAUACUGCAAGUGAACCUUCUAACCCAUGGAGGAGUAACGCCCCCUUGACACCAUCUGAAGCAGGACCAGCUGCCCCUGCAGAAGAACCCCACAACAGCAGCACACCCAAGGCGUCGGGAGUAGUCAGAAACCCAUCACCUACCACCCUGCCAGCAUUCUCCACACCUCAGACUUGGGAAUGGCAGGGAGUCCCUUACGCAACCAUCGAGGAAGCCGCCAAUGCCACUGCACCAAACACCAUCCCAAAUGAUGUUAAGGAAUGGGUAAUGAAUGUGAUGGAUGAGCGACACGAGCGCACGGUGGCCGCGUUGGAAGAUGAAGUACUGGCUCGCAUCCACGUCAAAAUAAUGGCAGUGGAAACGCGAGAUCAGCUAAGGACUGCAAGAGCCCAGAUCAGCACCCUCUCCACCGACAACGAACAGCUCAUCAAGUCAAAUAACAGUCUGAUGCUCGAAGCCCAAGCAAUCCACAAGGACUUCGAAGAUUACAAAGAUGAAGUAAAGUGUCAGAUGGACACCCUUUAUGGCAACAUGGUUGCCCUGAAGAAGGCUCAGGAAAAGACCACUACCUACAUUGCCAGUCAAUCACCUCACCGAAUUAAGCUCCCCGACCCUGUCAAGUAUUUGGGAAGGAAGUCGUCGGAAACUUGGUUCAUGAACCUGCUCAUCUGGCUCGAUUAUAACCAUUUUACGGAUGACAAGGAUAAAAUUUGGCAGGCCAAUGCACAUCUAGAAGGCGGAGCAGCUCUAUACAUGAAAGAGUAUGCAAUCAAGCUCGCCUCCAGACAAGAUGUUGGCACAUGGGCAGAAUACACCAGGAAACUGGAGAUGGCAUACAAGACGCUUGACCCCAAGCGCAUAGCACAAUCAUUGCUAGACGCACACUGCACAAUCCGCCACAAGACGAUGAUUGCCUUCGCGGAGAAUUUCAGGGUCUACGCUCCCGAAUCAGGAUACUCCGAUGAAGAUUUAAUUGUCAAAAUCAGGGAGCAGCGGUCAGCCCACAUUCAGAUGGUUAUGUCAGUCACGGAGACUUUAGAUCCCUCCAAGAUCCCAACCACUUGGAUGGACUACCUUGAAUUCUGCCUAGAGAUUGAAAUCAAACAUCUCCAGCAGAUCUCGGGCAACAAGUCUACCGGACAAACCACGGCAACCAAGGCGGCCGCCCCUAAGGACCCUAACGCAAUGGACACCAGCACACGAAUCACCCACGAACUUUCCCCGAAACAGGACAGAUGGCUGGCAAACAAAUUAUGCAAAGGAAAGGGCAAGGCAACAAACGUGCGACAGGUGGAAGAAGAAAGUAGCGCGGACUCAUCAGCUCAAAUUGCAGCAUUGGAACAAGCAAUUGCUGCACUUCGUGGUAUGAGCACAACGUCGACCACGCCACCAUCCAGCAAGGGGAAGCCAAAGGCAAAGGCGCACAGCGUGGACACAGAAUCAACGAUAUCGGCAUCAACAGUCAAGGACACCAAUGCGAGAAUCGUCGAGAUAGACGAUUUUUCAGAGGAUUUUCAGUAUGAAGUGUAG